Molecule: messenger RNA, 579 nt
Organism: Dothidotthia symphoricarpi CBS 119687
Lineage: Eukaryota; Fungi; Ascomycota; Dothideomycetes; Pleosporales; Dothidotthiaceae
Product: trafficking protein-like protein particle complex subunit 3
Exons: 4
Coding region: 1-579 (192 amino acids)
Biological process (GO): intra-Golgi vesicle-mediated transport; endoplasmic reticulum to Golgi vesicle-mediated transport
Cellular component (GO): cis-Golgi network membrane; TRAPP complex; cytosol
Source: RefSeq, a predicted model, not a curated record
AUGGCUUCAUCCACAAAGGCAGCCCGCUUGGGCGAGGAAGUCUGGAAGACUCGUGUGGACAAAGUCAGCGCCGAGCUCGUCACUCUCACCUAUGGCACCAUUGUCGCUCAGCUGUGCAAGGACUACGAAUACAACUACGUCGACGUCAACAAGCAGCUGGAAAAGAUGGGCUACAAUAUCGGGGUACGGCUGAUCGAGGACUUCUUGGCCAAAACAAGCGCACCCGUCUGCACAAACUUCCGCGAAGUCUCCGAGAUGAUAUCAAAAGUUGGCUUCAAGAUCUUCCUCAACAUCACGCCCACAAUCACAAACUGGUCGGCAGACAACAAGCAGUUCUCCCUGGUCUUCGACGAGAACCCCCUGGCGGAUUUUGUAGAGCUUCCCGAUGAUGGCCGGGCGCAGGACGAGCUGUGGUUUUCGAAUAUACUGGUCGGAGUACUUCGUGGAGCACUGGAAAUGGUGCACAUGCAGGUUGAAGCCCAUUUCAUCAGCGACGUCCUACGAGGGAACGACAGCACCGAGAUGCGGAUAUCGUUGAUCCGUUACAUCGACGAUGAGAUGCCACCAGACGACGAAUAG